Porites lobata is the source of this 12133-nucleotide messenger RNA. NCBI's taxonomy places the organism in Eukaryota, Metazoa, Cnidaria, Anthozoa, Scleractinia, Poritidae. The record is from the annotation of a GenBank genome assembly.
GGAAAUACAUACCCAGCAAGGAGUCAAGGACGAGCAAGACAAGCAAUGUCUAGGAAAACAGCGAGUACUGCCCUGAAGGCAGCCAUAUCUGAUGGCAUUUUAGGGCCUCCUUCUCUUGUGUAUAAGCCAGGGGGCCCGCAACAUGCUGCUCUUUUCUAUGAUCUCAAUGAAUUUGCAGCCGGACUUGAAAGAGCCAAACAGGCUUUUGGAAAAGGUAACUACAAUUUGCCGCCUUCUGUAGUCAGAUCAUGACACAGACCGCAGGGUUAGGUUCAUUGUUAGGAUGUUUUGUUUUCUUUGUUUUACGUAGCUGUGAGUAAUAAAUUAUAUUACACCAGAGAUGAGCCGACAGACCACCUUACCAGCUGAUGUUUGUCUCCUCGAGGCCUUCAACGGUUGUCUUUACACUAGGCAGCUGACUAGGCUGUUAAGUAAGACUUGAGAGCUGCUAAGUUUUACUUAACCAAAAAAUACGUGUGAAGGCCUAAGUAAAAUCUCUAGUAACUUUACUUUGCAUGUCAUUAAAGUCGGAAAGUUGAAACGAUUCAAGAAAGUUUCAAGUGACUCGAAAACCACCCUUAAAACCGACUUAGCUAACUUGCGGUUUCUAAGCUUUGAGAAAGGCGAAGCAUGUCAAUCAAUCUUAAUUAUGUUGGUGGGAAAAUAGGCUUAGGUAACAAAAAAGAUAGGUUGUGUGUGAAGCUUUCUUUUAUUUAAAAAAUUUAAAAUUUACUUGUCUUGAAAUAUUUCGUAGCUUAUUUAGGCUCUAGUGUAGACUACCAACGUGUCCUUCGUAUGUCAGCAGUUGGCUGCAACGUUUAGACGUCGUAACUGGCAUGGAACCAGUCACAUUAAUUCAUCACAUGAUCUUGAGGACAAAUUUUCAUUUGAGUUGUUGCUUGUCACUGUAUCCAGGAGACUUUGCUUUUAACCCUUUAAGCCCCAAUAUCCACAUACAAAUUCUCCAAACUGAUCUCUAUAUGUUUCCUCAAAGAAUGAGUUGAGAGAAUUUGACAAAAGAUCAAAGCAUUUUCUCUUACAUGAUCAUUUUAUUAAUUCUCAAAACCUAAUCUCUUGACAAUGUAUGGAUAUCAUUGGGAGAAAAUUGAUGUUGGUCACUAUUGGGACUUAAGGGUUAAUAAACUUCUGACACCUUCAAAGGGCCUUUACAAAGAGUGUAACCGAAUCAAAAAAUUUUUAAAUUUUGCCUUUUAGAUUUCCUCCAUGCAAUGGCUAUGAAAUCAAACCCAGUUUCGGCAGUAUUAAAAAUUGUGUUGGACAAGGUAAAAUUUCUCCUAGACUAUCUCUUUGUUAAUUACUAUGUGCAUGCGGUUGUCUUUCCAACAGUAAAUCAAUUUGUUUUAUAUGCAUUCAUUUUACUAGCUGCCCAAUUGAAGGAAAAACCUACUACAGUGAAACCUCUUUUAAGCGGACCCCAAUUAAGCAGACACCCUCUAUCAAGCGGACACUAAGCUGGUCCUGAAAUUAACAUCUUAUAUUUCCCUUUAUAACGAACCCCUAUUCAGCAGAAACCUCUAUAAAGCAGAUGCAGACUGUCACUAAAAUAUAUUGUAUUUGGCUAAUUUCUAUUGUUGAAAACCUCUAUUAAGUGGACACCAGACUGAAUUGACAAUUGUAGUAUUGGAUUACGUCCUUGAAAUAUGCACUGUGGCCGAUUAAUGAAGGUAAAUUAAUACAUUUAGCUGUCAAUAAACUGAAGAUUAGACCAAUAUCCGACUGUAUGAUUGUCAUCCACAAUCAAUGUUCACCUAAAAGUCUUGCAUAAAGUGGAGCACAAGGUGGAACUUCAUCACACAGAGUAACCAUUGAAUGUUUAUCGUUAACAAACAUUGUGCAAUUUUUACAAACCUCUAUUAAGCCGACACUUGGGAAGGUCCCGAAGGUGUCCACUUAAUAGAGGUUUCACUUGAAAUUAGGAAAACAUACAUGUAUAAUGAUAAAUUAAGACAUACACCUGUAGAAGUAUUAAAAUAUCAAAUUUAAAUUCAUAUUAUCUAAUCUUGAUCAUGAGGGAUUUAAUUAAUCAAAAAUAAAAUAUAAAAGCUAAUAAAAAUAAUUAUUAAUUUAUUAGCAAAAAAUGAUAAAUGGGACAAUUGUUAUGAACAAAAACUACUAAACUAAUAGAUCAAAAUAUUUACAUUCCUUAUUUUUGGUCCCACUGGUAAGUUUAUUAUCAGCGUUUGCAGUAUUUUCUGGUCUUGUUUUUGAGUAUGGUAAAAUCAGCCACUCUCAGGUCAUAUGUCAAGCUAUAUUAAUACAGUCAAACCUCUCAACAAAUAAAUGGCCACCUUAGCAACAGAAGAAAGUGGCCGUUGUAUAGAGAGGUGGCCAUAAUGGGGAGGAGGUAGGGGUGUAAUAGGAACAAUUCUUUUAGGGAGUACAACAUGUUUAUCAUGCAAAGUUCAUGCUUACUGUAUUCUUGGUAAUCCAAUCAUAGUAAUAUACAGAGAUAAAAUAUACACGAAAAACUUGAAUAAUAAUGUUUUAAAUCAAAAUAUUAAUGUGACAAAACAAGAAAAGUUUGGAACAUUCACUUUUAGUAUCACAGACAAUUUAUACUUAAUUUUUUAGCAGCAAAAGUGGAAGUACACAAUCCAAUUACAAUUAUGCCAUGAUUAAUCAUCAAUGCGACAUGGCCAUAUAGAUCAAAUUUCAUACCAUACAUUCUUGACUUUUUUAUCAGUCUCUGAAAAAACUGGCUGUUGUUGAGAGGUUAUUUUGGCAGUUGGAGACAUGCUUUAGUGGCUGUUGCUGCUGUAGAGAGGCAGCUGAACUGUAGAGUUGUUUAAACAAGAGCUAAUGUAUGUACGGAAAAAAAUUAGUGGCCAUUGUAGAGAGGUGGCAAAAAGUUGUCAGGUUCCACUGUAGUUCGUAUGAAGCUCACCAGUUUUAAUUCUAUUUUUCCCUCUUUAAUGUUUUAGGGCCAUGCUGUUGAGUGUGCAUCUAUAGGUGAAGUGCUGCACGCCCUGGAUAUUGGAUUUGCCCCAGAGAGAAUAGUGUUUGACUCACCAGUCAAAACAAUUCCUGAAUUAAGUAUGACAUUCUUAUUAAAAUCAAGUUUCUCUGUCAAUCUUGGCUACCUCUGGCAAUCAGCAUCCCUUAUAAUACUGAGUUGUGUUCAAAGUUAUGCUUCCUAUGAGAUUCACGCCCCAUAUAUUUUUGUAUUAUGAAUGACAUUAAAAGGUGUCCCUAGCCUUAAUUCGCACUAAAAGCAAGCAAUGCUAUUAAAAAUGAAGUCAUAUGGAAAUGACAAAAUUAAUAUUAAUAAUGUGUUCAAUGUGAAGUAUCCAAUGCCCACGUUGCAUGGUCGUACUGUCAGUUAUAUAUACGUGCCAUUCAAUCAGUUAUAGCUUUCUGGGACAGAACAUAAUUAUAUUUCUGUAGUUUUUGCAUGUAUGUAUUUUUUAAUCACAAUGCUCUGUUGGUCCUCACUGUCAGAAAAAAUAACAAAAAGUAAUCCAUGAAUAAUAGAAAAACUGAAACAUUAAUUAGAUAAUACUUAUAAAAUAUAACAAAAUUAGGACAUGACCAAUUUAUUACUUGUUUGUUUGUCUGUUUGUUUGUUUGUUUUUUGGUGGGGACUGAUAGAAAUCACUCUCUCUCUUGUUCUGUAGAAUUUGGCUUGGAGAAAGGAAUUAUCAUAAAUAUUAACAGUUGUGAAGAACUUGAGGUCGUGACAGAUAUUAUGAAAGAACUGAGGCAAGUUUAAAAAAAAUAAUCGUUGAAUUGGGCUGAGUUUGAUGUGAAGAAUUAUCUAGAUCCAGGAGAAUGUUAUCGCUCAAGUUGGAAAAUUUGUUGAACGCUGGCUGGUUGUGAAGAGAGCUGGGGGAUAUGUGAGCCAAUCAGAAAUGGCAAUUUUAGGCAAGAUAUGUACAUGUAGAUCUGUAAUGUUAUGUUCAUCAUUUACAUUGUAUUUAAAUUACACUUGUUUACCUUAAUACUGUUUGCCAUGACUUGCAAAGAUAUAGUCUCCUCUCAUUUUUGAUUGUAGUCACACUAAGUCAAAGGUGGGACUCAGGUUAAAUCCACUUAUUGGUGCUGGAGACGUACAGGCCUUGAGGUUUGUGUUUUGUAUGAUGCCGUGUAUGCUGUGCAUUUGAAUGGGUGAUUAUGAUCAGGAUACACUAUAAUGUUUAACUUCUUACUACAUUUUGACAAGACACACAGAAAAGUGGAUUCCUCAGAUCUAUAUGUGUUAAUUAAAAUGAUUCAGAAGUUAUGAAGUGGUGAUUUGUUUAUAUAUAAAUGUCAUGUACAUGGUGGGGUGUAUCUAUUUAUUAAUUUAUUUAUUUAUAUUUAGAUGCUUCCACUUUUUUUGAUGAGAAAUAAUAGAGAAAACUUGGACAAGUGUAAACUAUGUACAGUAAGAAACUUAAAAAACAAAAAACUUAUAUAAUUACCAGAAAAAAUCUCUGCCUCCCUGGUACAGAAAGAAUUUUUUUUGCCUUCCCCCAAUUCUCUUCUCAUUUUUCAAGUGACUGAGUAAAUUAAUUAAAAUUCACUUCACUUGAUAAGAAACUCUUGUACUAUUAAGCUCUUAGAAUGCUUUUUCCUUUUUAUUUACUGACAGUGUAUGUACUCAAGAUUCAAAAUUUGGAGUACUGGUGAGUUGUGUUGUGAAAUAACUAUUUUCACUUGUUUGAGGAACAUUCUAAAGGAGACAAAAUAAAAAUUGUAACUGCACAGAGCACUCAGGUUGUCAGGAAAAGAUGAUUUUACUGUAGAUAUUUCACACGGUUCCAAGUGGAAUGUCAUUGUUAUAACCUAUAACCAAGCAAUCAAAUGGCUCUUGGUAUAACAAAUUUGGUUUUGUUAACAACUGCGCUACUGCCAACUGCAGAUGUAGCUGUGCAGGAUACUGAAAGGUGAGAUGUAAUACCAGUGUCUGUGUUGUUUCCCAUUACCCAGUAAAUUAAUUCCGUUCUUUAAAAUCACUUCACAAAAAUGGCUAUUUCACACAUUUUAUUGCAAAAUAGAUCUUCUAAAUCGAAACCCUAUUGAUCAAAAACUGGCCUGCUGAAGGCAUCCUGUUCCCCUCAACUGACCUUUGGAUCCCCAAUUUAGAGGAGAAUCACCUCCUCAGUACUGAUGCUAACCUCAGUGGUAGUAAGAACAUAUGAAAAAGAACGUAACUACAGUGGAAUCUCGAUAUAACGAAGUGCCAAGGGACUGGCAAAGUAUGUUCGCUGCAAUGAAGUUUCAUUUUUAUCGAGUUUCACUUUUAUACAUUUUACUAUUUCUGGGGUAAAGAAAAUCACUCAUUAUACCAAGGACUUUGUUUUAUCAAGGUUCCACUGUAUAAUGAAACCUCAUUAUAACAGCAAACAAAUUUUGCGUGAGUGCUCUGUCCCUUUGGUAUAUCUAGGUUCCACUGUCCUUUCUUGUUUUAAUAGCUCACUGAAUCAUCAAAAGAAGACUUAAUCAGUUGGUAUGUAAACCGGCCAUGGCUGACAGGGGUUCAUGUACACAUAGGAACUCAGGUAGCUAAGUAAGAACACAUGCAGUCUACAUUACGUAAGCAACAAACAUCAUUCGCACUUCCAUAAAAAUACUGACGAUAAGAAGAUCCAAUAUCCCAACUUUCACUGCUCUGUAUGUCUGUGCUAUUUUUUUUUUCCAACCAAAAACCCAAAGGAAGUGCUGGCAUACAAGCUGCUGAAAAUCAAGUCUGUUGCAUUUUCAACUGUUGUACUAAUUUGGAGCUAAAUUCUCAUUGAUGAAACAACAUUAUCGAUGGAUAACUACCUUAUUUUUUGUAGAGUUGCAUAGAACACAAGGUAGGCUUUAACAAAAAUAACGAAUUGAAUUGAAGGAGAAUUGGAGAUCGCACCUUACUAAAGAAAGAUGAUCUUUAACUUCUUUGGUGAUACAAUGUAAAUGUAAGAUUGCUUUAUGUAAUCUUUGAUUCUGAUAUUGCAAUUUCCACAAUUAUGUGCUUUUUUCAUGUGUUUAUUUGGAUCGAUUUACGUUUCUGGGAAACUGCCCACCUACCCCUUCCCUAAGCUCACAUUAACACUUACUUCUCACUUAGGGCAAAGUGAUGGCUUAGGGGAGGGGUAGGUGGGUAGUUUCCUAGAAACCUAAAUUGAUUCGUUUAUUUUUCUGAUCUUUAGAGCUUUGGUUAUGACUCUCUUACUCAAGGAGUGAAGUGCAUCGUACAAUUUGCUUUGGUAACGAGAUUUAACAAUUUGUUAGUAAUAUUGUUACAAAUUUAGUAAUACAGCUGUAUAUAAGUAACAUAGUGGACGUUAGGCAUAAGUUGUAUUAUUAUUUUUCUUUUAUUGUCAUUCAGGAAGUUAACCAUCGAGUAGGAAGAAACCAGAUUGAUGUUGUUGACAUAGGUGGCGGCCUCAAGGUAAAGAUGAAAGAAUGAAGAACUCAAGUUAAAUGUUGCACGAUUGUAUACAGUUAUGUUUUGUGAUGUCCGGAAUUUAAUGAAGGACUAACUAAUAGAAAGAUCUUGAGUUUUCUGGGUAUUCCAAAAUCUGAAUCAAUAAUUGUUUCAUUAGUGUACACCGGUAUUGCACAAAAAGGGGAACUGGGGUUCUAAUCCUGUACAAGCCCGAUUUUUUUCAGGCUUUCUUUUCGCAACUGCAAAAGUUGCGUCCCUUGCUGCGAUGAUCUUUUUUUCAUUUAUAACCAAUAUUGAUGCUUUGUCAGGUGAACACAGAGGAUGAUACUGCUCGUGUUUCUUUUGAGGAAUAUGCGCAAGACCUAAGAGUAAGUCAAGAAAUCCACAUGUAACAAGCCUACGUAUAGCCGUCCCUCUUUUUAGACUGCCAGCAGUCUCUCUUUUGCCCGAACAUGUGUGAGAUUUUUGAGCAAAAGAGAGAUUACUCGCUGUGUGCCCUUCGUUAGGUUAACAGGCAAGUAACGUAAAAUUCCGUAACAUUAAUUAACCCGUUCAUGUGUUAUAUUUAAGCCCCUCAGUCCCCAAAAUUCGACAUGCCAAAAACAAUGCAAUAAGCUCUUUUGAAUAUUUAAAGUUCCCGUCCUCUGAUACAUCGAGACCGUAAUAAUUUUGCUCCGUCGCAGGACGAACCGCGGCGGGGAAGUGACUUCUUGUACCGGACACAGGUGACAUAAAACAAAAGAACAAAAACCAUGAAACAAUGCUAAGCAGAUUUUUCCCUGAACAGGAAACAAAGAGGUCUUUUGGUUUACGUCAUCUGUGUCUGGUACACGAAGUUUUGACCCGCGAGUGCUGCCCGGAUAAAACUGAAGUAUAUAUUAAGAUCGUCAAAAUUUUCCCAAAACCUGGAGGGUGGGCAUGAAAUAUACGGAUGGUUAGAUGUAAACCACGCUUCCAAAAAAAUGUCCGAAGUUGGUUUUAGAUAUACUUAUUGUUUUAUUAUACAAUUUAUACAUGCUACAUAUUUUAAUUGUAUAUACAUUAUUAUUAUUAUUAUUUCUUAUUUGUAAAUAAUUUUUAUUUUUGUGUCCCCAAUUAGUUGUGAAAACUAUAUACAUUAACACAUUAAUAAAGCUUUUACUUUACUUACUUUACUUUACUGACAUUUAAACUGCAAAGGACAGCAAAUGAAUAUGCCGCAGAACGUAGGAUCUAUGUGAAGACCUGAUCAGCAAAAAUAUACAAAGUAGACACAUUGAAUUCUGAAAAGCUGAUCGUACUAUAUAUAGAAAUGCCUAUUUGUAAUGUUGCUGCAGUCUGCUUAUAAUGUCACGUGACCCUUCUUAUAUGUUUUCACCCCAAGUAAAGAAAUUCGGAUUCCGGAAUCCACGAAAUUUUUGUUUGUGGAAUCUGGAAUCCUAAAUACAGCUCAAGGAAUCCGGAAUCCCACUAACGAUUGGAACCCAGAAUCCAAGUUCCAUUGUCUCAGAAUCCGCAAUCCAGUAUCUGGAAUCCAGAAUCCAGGACUGUCUUGGUAUCCCUUUACACAAGGCAGAUGUUUCGUUUUGCUUACGUUGUUAGGAAAAAGUUCCAGAACUGUUUCCCAGCCACGGAGUAUUCAAACAAGUGAUAACUGAGUUUGGCCACGCAUUUAAUACAAAGGUAUGGAAUUCACUGGAGUACGUAAAUCAACUUUGAUAGUGUGAAUGCAAUAAAAGAUGAAAUGGCGCCGUGAAAUGGAAAACGAAGGGAAAAAAAGGCGGGAGAGAAGUGUUUUUUUCCGGCUCAUUUCUCACUGCGUCGUCCGCAUUCUUGCGUGAACUUACGGUUUGUUUACGAACAAAAUUGGAUUUUAAAAAAUGAACCCUUACACACAUUUAGUACAUCCGCCUUUCAAAGCGCAAACUGAAAACCUCAAAAAUCAUUUAAUUUAAUUUGUUUAUGUAAUUUCUCCAGGCAGGCUGGCUUGUCAGUAGAGUAGAAUACACAAAGGUGCCAUCAGAUGAACUAAGAGUGGCACUUAUACAUUUUGGAGCUGUAAGUUCAGAAUAUAUUCUGGCAAACGAGAUCCUUAACCGAUAAAAAAUAACUACCUGAAAUCCUCUAACAACCCCCCCCCCCCGGGGGGGGGCUUAUCUAUUUCAAACACGUUUGAGGUGGGCUUUACGGAGAGGGGGGUCGAGUUUAUUUAUCCAUUUAUCCUUAAAGAACUAGAACGCGAAGUGGAAAAGCUCGGACACAUGAAGUUAGGUGUCAUGAAUCCGAAGAUUAAAAACAAAUCCGAACUUCAAGCACACGAAUAUACCAUACUGGGUCAGUCCGCGUGAGGUGUUACAGUCGUGAUUGAUUAAUACAGUAUUUCAUUUAAGAAUAAGCGGGGAGGGGAGGGGGGCUAAUAACUUUCUUCCCCUGCAAAAGGAAGCCUUAUUAGGGAAUGUUUAUAUGAGAUGAGCCCGACCGGUUAGCCUCAUAUAAACAGGCCUUUAGAAAGGGGAGCUUAAUAGAGGAUGACGGAGGAGUUUUACAGAAGACCUAUUUUGUUUGUUGCUUUUUGUUUUUGUUUUUUUUCUUUAAACUGUUGUAGGAUAUUUUACUAAGGACGUGUUACUGCCCGGAUGUAAAGAUAUAUCAAGUAGGUGCAGAACUACCAUAAUUUUUAUCCUGAAAUUAACAGGUUACACGAUGGGAACGUUUUCGUUGUGUAGUAAUUUAAUGGAUUGUUAUAAGAACCAUUUCUAUUUCUCAUGUACUGGACUGACAGUGUUACCCUGUUUUAAUUACUGCAGAGACGUGUGGAAGUUUUUGAUAGCCAUGGACAACCUAAAGAAGGAAAGGUAUAACGUUCCCAUAGCAAAGGGCUCUUAUAUCGCCCAGAUAGGCUACAACGAAGCUAAAUCGUAAUAAUCAACCUAUUGCUUCUUUGAUGUUCUCGUUGCCGUCGCCGUCGUCGGAUUUUAAGGUCCCCACUGAUCGACAAACGAGAGAAAAAAAAUGCUUGUUUAGCUUUGUGCCUGUAAUGAGUGAAUUUGUACUUGUACGCGCAUCUGUGCUGGCUGUAAGUGUAGUGCAUCAGAAUGCAUACCUAUUAGAUUGUGCAUUGUCUAUUUUUCUUAGGAUGUUACUAAAAUUUGCGCGAAAAAAAACGCAGGUUGUCCAAUUUUAUUCCGCGCCUAAUAAUUGCCAGUCACUCCAGUCCCACCCCCACUACCUGCCCCAAAGUCCGUACGAACGUACGGGCGUACGCUGACGUCAUAACCAAAUUUUCUGGCAUCGAUAGGUUUCCAUUUUCCUUUAGGUAUAGGGCUCGGCUCGCGCGCGCGCGCGUGAAGCUCCGCUAAAACGGGGAGCGGGGAACGAGUCAUGGGAACAGGAAAGUGAAAAAUGGGAGCAAAAAAGAGAAUUGGAAAUGAAGUUAUUGGUAGGGCUAAAGUUCAAGUUAGGUUUUGUUCCCAUUUUUCAUUUUCCCGUCCCCCGUGCUUGUUCCCCGCUUCUUGUUCUCCGUUUUAGUAACAUACAUCUUUCUUAUUCCCCGUGGCAAUUCUAUUUUGUCAUUAGGGCCAUUUAUACGAGGAAAAAUAAGACGCGUCUUACAUAAGACGCGUCUUAAAUAAGACGCGAACUGUACCGUUUAUACGAGCAUGUCUUAUCUAAGACCAGAACAGUUCGUAUAAAUGGUUCACGUCUUAUUUCUGUUCUUGACUCGUUUUCGUGUGAAUGUUGCCAGUAGCAACUGCAAUCCAACGUGGCGCGCCAAAAAUUAACGCAUGCGUACUAUGCGUUCGCGUCUUAUGUAAGACGCGAAGGUCAUUUAUACGAAGUUUUUCUCGUCUUAGCUAAGCCGCGUCUUAUUUUAGACGAAACGUGCCGUUUAUACGGAAAGUUUGCGUCUUAUUUAAGACACGUCCUAUGUAAGACGCGUCUUAUUUUUCCUCGUAUAAAUGGCUCUAUUGUUUCAUUUCUAUUUCAUUUUUUUAUGUAUUCUUUUGUCAUUGAUUAUUACACAGAAAAUAAACCAUAACAUCGCUGGACCUCUGUGUUUUUCCGGAGAUGUAAUCAAAAGAAAUAUUCUUCUCCCUAAGGUACUUUGAUUAUUAAAAACACUGCGAUAAGAUAUUACUUGAAAUCAUUUUAAAAGACGUUUUUCAAAAAUUUAGAAACAUUUAAAAAGACUGACGACGUUUGGAGUUUCUUGGUUACCAUGUUUUAUAAAUACAAGAAAAAAACAUCAGUAAUCAACUUUUAAUUUUUCUUUAACUUAUUAAACAUUGUUAUGUUUUUAUUUAUUUUUUGAUUGACAGUGAAGUUCAAAAACGACGCCAUGGUUUUUUUACGUUUUAAUUUUUUUAAAAUUUUUUUAAUAAGAUUUUAAGUAAUAUCUUAUCCCAGUUUUUUAUAGUUGAGUUAUAUCGCUUUAUUUUUUGCAGUGGUGAUUUUAUCUACACAGUUUAAAAAUAACUUCCGCAAUAGAUUUCGAGCAAUCUGAUUGCAACCUAUACGUCUUCUUCACUACCAUAUAUGGAACCCGGUUAAUACGGUCACCAAGGAGACAUGCCCCGUAUUAUCGGACUGUCCGUAGCGAGAGGUUCCACUGUAUAUGACUUUUACGUUUCAGGUGGAAAGAAAUGAUUACAUUGUCCUACACGAUUGUGGUGCAAAUUCGCUGUCUCUGUUUUCCCGACAUUGCAGUAGGCAAGCACCUGCUGUUUUUGGUGAGUGGUAAUCAGCAUCAAUUUCUUAGAAUUCUUAAACAGGAGAGAAAAAAUGCUACAAGCUGCGCAUGCGUAUGGUAUUAGAGACCUUUAGAUUUGAGGACAAGGACGACUACGUGUACGAGAUUUGACUUAAAGUUUUUUGCGUCUUCUGAAAAUAUAGACUCCCCGGAAAGCUUCAUUUUACCAUUUUUCACUGGAAAAGUUAGCAUUGUUAUCUUAAGUGAAUGCUGUGAAGGAGGUUACGCGCUCUCUCGAUCGCAAAAAGAUAAAACAUUCAGCACUUGAUAUUUUGUUUUCGCCACCACGACAUUUGCGCGAAAACUCGUAGUGGAAUGACGACGGCUACCACAUUUUCCCGCCAAAAUGACGCUGGCUCACGCGCGAACUUUACUUAGUAUCGAGAAAAUCUCGUACUCGCGGUCGCACUCGUCUGAGAAUCUAAAGGUCUCUAAUACCAAUUUCUUAGAAUUUUUAGACAGGAGAGAAAAAAUACUACAAGCUGCGCAUGCGUAUGGUGUUUCCGGUUGUCGCCUUCUUCCGCCUGGCUACCCUUCGAGCAGAGCCUGCUUUUGUCUUCUUUUUGAUCGAGGAAAAGAAAAGGAAGCUCUUCUUGAAUAGCGUCGAUCCUUUGAACUCGCCGCAGCCGGAACUUCUAGACUAGUCAAUCUUUUUUUCUCUCGUCAAACAGUUUUUUAGUGGGAGCAUCGAUUUAUUAUUUAAAAAGCCGGUGGCCAUAACUGAGCCCACUGUACCAAGCGCAUGGCUAUUAGGCCUGGGUUCGAAACUGUUCCCUAGCAACAUGCAGCGCAUGCUCAACAAAGAUCUUCCUCCAUUCAUGCCGAGUCUUUCUCGAGUACGGCAAAAUGGAGCUGCAAUAGGGAAAGAAAGCCUCUACUGGCUGGGUACAUUCCGCCCGGAGAUUCGCCCGCCAUCGCAAGUUUGCUCCUUUUGAGCUGAAAGAGUAGUGAUGUUAUUAUGAUGUACUUUCUCUUUCGUUUUAGGUUAUCGAGUGCAAGAAAGUGGCAAAGUCACCUUCGAAACAUUGAAA